AUGGGUUUAAAAAAAGUGGCGUUUAAUCGCAAAAUCAAAAGUCGAGAUAUGUCUAGAGUGGAGUUUGAAACUAGUGAAGAUGUGAGGAUAAGUCCCACUUUCGACUCCAUGGGCUUGAAAGGUGAUUUACUUCAAGGAAUCUACAACUAUGGUUUCGAGAAGCCAUCUGUGUUUCAGCAGAAGAGUAUACUGCCAAUCAUAAAAGAAAGAGAUGUGAUAGCUCAAGGCCACUCGGGUACCGGCAAGACAGCAUCCACAUCUAUUUCUAUCCUGCAGUCCUUGGACACUAGAACACGUGAAACCCAGGUCCUGGUGCUGUCACCUACUCGGGAGUUGGCCGCUCAGAUCCAGAAAGUGAUACUUGCUUUGGGUGACUACAUGAAUGUUCAGUGCCACGCUUGUACUGGUGGCACCAGUCUUGAUAAAGAUAUAAAGAAGCUGGGCUAUGGGCAGCAUGUUGUAUCCGGAACACCAGGACGCGUUAUAGAUAUGAUUAAGAGACGAGCAUUAAGAACCCGAUCCAUCAAAAUGCUGGUCCUUGAUGAAGCUGACGAAAUCUUGAAUCAUAAUUUCAAGAAACAGAUUUAUGAUAUAUACCGGUACCUGUCACCUUCGAUACAAGUUGUUCUUGUUUCUGCAACACUGCCUCAUGAAGUUUUGGAAAUGACGUCAAAGUUCAUGACGAACCCUCUCCGAAUUUUAGUUAAACGUGACGAGUUAACUUUGGAAGGAAUCAAGGAGUUCUUCAUCAAUGUGGAAAAGGAGGAAUGGAAAUUUGAAACUCUCUGUGAUCUCUACGAUACCUUGACUAUCAAUCAAUCAGUUGUGUUCUGCAACACUAGGAAGAAGGUUGACUGGCUUGCACAGAAGAUGUUGGAUGCCAACUUCACAGUCUGCUCUAUGCACGGAGACAUGCCACAAAGAGAACGAGAUGAAAUCAUGAAGAUGUUCCGCUCUGGCCAAUGUCGUGUGCUGAUUACAACUGAUGUUUGGGCUCGAGGUAUUGACGUGCAGCAGGUAUCGCUGUCCAUCAACUACGACUUGCCGAAUAACAGAGAGCUGUACAUCCACAGGAUCGGUAGAACAGGUCGUUUUGGACGCAAAGGUGUAGCCGUCAACUUUGCCAAAGCAGAUGACAUCAGGAUUCUUAGAGACAUCGAACAGUAUUACGCCACCCAAAUUGAUGAAAUGCCUUUGGAAAUUGCAGAUUUAACAUAA
Molecule: messenger RNA, 1218 nt
Organism: Spodoptera litura
Lineage: Eukaryota; Metazoa; Arthropoda; Insecta; Lepidoptera; Noctuidae
Product: eukaryotic initiation factor 4A-III-like
Molecular function (GO): RNA helicase activity; nucleic acid binding; ATP binding
Source: RefSeq, a predicted model, not a curated record